Molecule: messenger RNA, 606 nt
Organism: Serendipita indica DSM 11827
Lineage: Eukaryota; Fungi; Basidiomycota; Agaricomycetes; Sebacinales; Serendipitaceae
Source: the annotation of a GenBank genome assembly
AUGUCGCUCUACCUUCACCUCCUUCGUCCUCGUAUUCGUCACCAAGUACUUAUUCUCGGUCCACAAGCGUACCAAUGCUAUCAGGGACAUGGUUGGCAAAAUGGAUCCGAGGUUUCCAAUCUCGAGCGCUACAAGCGUCUCCUCAGUCAACUAGGUGAAGCACCUGCAGACGAGAAUGUCAGCACGGUAUCGAAGAGCCGUAGGACCUAUAAGGAAAGGUUGGAUAAAGCGGAGAGGACACUUGUCGGUGUAGACGCGCUUCAUAGCGAGAUCACCAAGAAUUGGACGGUGGUGGAACAGCGCGUGCUGGGCCACGUUGUCUAUGCUCCCCCUAUUUCAGUCGCCACUGACCCCAAGCAGUUCACCGAAGACUGGGCAUUGGUCGAGCGUGACUGCGUAAAGAUCGAUUGGGAUGAUUUCAAGGGUAAUGCCCUGUAUAUCGAUACGUUCUUCGAGGAUAUUUACCAAGAAAAAGUUUCCGUCGCAGAGUUUCUUCAGCAACUACAUCCAAAUCCCGAGGAUCGUAACAUCUCUCCAUAUAUUCAUGACGAGCUUCUUCACCUUGAUGGCAUCGUAAAAGAGGAGGAUAUACGCAAACCACGCUAG